Arabidopsis arenosa is the source of this 1834-nucleotide messenger RNA. The record is from the annotation of a GenBank genome assembly. Lineage: Eukaryota; Viridiplantae; Streptophyta; Magnoliopsida; Brassicales; Brassicaceae.
UGUCUCUCAAAUAUCUGCGGAGAGAAGAGAAAUUAUCAAAUCAAGAAGACAGUGUUGUGGGAGAGAUGAGUUCGUCUCUACCUCUGAGGCUACUUCUUCUUCCUCUUACAACUUCUCUGAUAUCUCCUCCCCCAGAUUCUUUCCAUGCUCCUUCUCCGUUCAGAUCGAAAAACCCUAAUUUCAAUCGCCGAUUGUCUUCUUCUUCUACCUCUUGUUCUUCCCAGUCACAGUUUCUCUCUGGGAGAUUCAGAUCCUCUUCUCCGUGUGUUACCAUGUGCUUACCUGAACACACGAGAAAUCAAGAGAACACAGAAAUCUUGACAGAUCAAGAUGACCACAUUGAAUGUGUGCUUGAAUCGGAUGAAGAUUCAGGGCUCAGGAUUCCGACUCAAGCACAGGCUAUCGUUGAAGGAUCUGGUUCAGUUGCGGUUUCAGAGCUAAAACCUGCUGCUGAUGUAGAUUACAUACAAGAGCUAUUAGCGAUACAGCAACAAGGGCCUAGGUCAAUUGGCUUCUUUGGGACAAGAAAUAUGGGUUUCAUGCAUCAAGAACUGAUUGAGAUACUUAGCUACGCCAUGGUUAUAACCAAAAAUCAUAUAUACACAUCAGGUGCAUCUGGAACUAAUGCGGCAGUCAUCAGAGGUGCAUUGAGAGCAGAGAGACCAGAGCUGCUUACAGUAAUAUUACCCCAAAGUUUGAAAAAACAACCUCCUGAGAGCCAGGAACUCUUGUCUAAAGUACAAAACGUGGUAGAAAAGCCACACAAUGACCAUUUGCCAUUAUUAGAAGCCAGCAGGCUGUGUAAUAUGGACAUCAUAUCACAAGUACAACAAGUGAUCUGUUUCGCGUUUCAUGACAUCGUCGCCGAUUUGUUUGCGUUCGCUGAUCAGAUGGAAAACGCCGGUAAAGCUACGUCACUCCAAUCUUCCCGUGAGAUCUUCCACCGGCUGAUGAGCGAGAAUUCUUCUGGUGGGUGGGAGAAGAGUUGGGAAGCAGGAGCAACUCCAUGGGACUUAGGAAAACCAACUCCGGUUAUUGUGCAUCUCGUCGAGACUGGUUCUUUGCCUAAUGGCAGAGCUCUAGUUCCUGGUUGUGGAACUGGUUAUGAUGUGGUGGCAAUGGCCUCCCCUGAUCGUCAUGUUGUUGGACUGGAUAUAUCUAAAACUGCGGUUGAGCGAUCAACAAAGAAGUUUUCUUCAUUGCCCAAUGCAAAAUACUUCUCCUUCUUGAGCGAAGACUUUUUCACUUGGGAGCCAGCUGAAAAAUUCGAUCUCAUUUUCGAUUAUACCUUCUUCUGUGCCUUUGAACCUGGCGUGAGACCUCUAUGGGCACAGCAAAUGGAGAAACUUCUGAAACCCGGUGGAGAGCUUAUAACAUUGAUGUUUCCUAUCGAUGAACGUUCUGGAGGUCCUCCUUACAACGUAUCUGUGUCUGAAUACGAGAAGGUUCUGAUUCCACUGGGGUUUGAGGCAACCUCCAUUGUAGAUAACGAACUUGCUGUAGGACCACGCAAGGGAGUGGAGAAGCUUGGAAGAUGGAAGAAAUCUUCCACAUUUCACUCCACCUUGUGAUUUGUCAUGAAUAUGCUUCAAUCUGGAUGUUUUUUUGUGAAUUUGUCACUGAUAGAUUAAACUUGUAGGGCCAUUGAAUGGGAACCUAAAAACCUGAAAAAAGUAAUUGUAAACACUUGUGAUAUUCAACUUUUUCCCUUUUAAUCAAAGGCAAAGUUAUAGUUUGCUUCGUGCUCACCAGAUGGCUGUGUAUCUUUAGGUUUGAUUAAUCCUUUUUUGGAUUCUUAAUUGUCCAGAAUGUUGAAUAAGUCUUGAUAUAGCUU